AUUCCUGGGCAGGAAAUAAUUGAACCGCCACCAUUUUGUUAUUAUUCAUAGGAUUCUCAUGUGCCCUGGAAUUUCUUUUUUAGCAGUUUAUCGAUUUCUUACACUUUUUAAGGUUUUGCAGCUGUGUUUUCGAAAGAAUGGUUAUUGAUUUCCGAGAAUAUCAGCAUGUUAUGGCCUAAAAUGGCAAUAGUUCAUUGAAAACACUGCUUUUAUUUCAUUGUUUUUGUUUGGCUUGUUGAGUAAGGUCACAAAGAAUGGAGUGAUAUUUGUGUCGUUCUUUGUGUACUUGAAGAGGGCAGCUGGUUGCAAUGGAGCUGUACAUUGAAACACUGACAGGAGCUGCAUUUGAGCUAAGGGUUUCGCCUUUCGAAACGAUAAUGUCGGUGAAGGCAAAAAUACAAAGAUUGGAAGGUAUUCCAAUAGCUCAGCAGCACCUGAUCUGGAAGUCAGUGGAAUUGGAAGAUGAUUAUUGUCUCCAUGACUACAGUAUCCAUGAUGGUGCCACUCUCAAGUUGGUCCUUGCUAUGCGUGGUGGACCCAUCAACACACGCAGAAUUCCCAUGGAGGAUCCAGCUUUACGAGAGAUGGCUGAGUAUGUGGAGGCAAAUCGUGAUGAGAUCUGGGAGAAGUUGCCUGGCAACCGACAGGUUACCUUGCUAGUGUUCCGUGAGGGAGAUCAGCUUAAUUUCUUCAGAGUUGUUGACCGUGGGGAUGGAACACUUACACCUCUGUCAGAAUCUCUCAGCGGAGCUUCAAUGUACAACUUCAAUGAUGAGGAAGACGAGGAGGAUGCCCCAACAAAGGAAAAAGUGGAGGAGAACGAACAACUCAAGGAGAAAAUGAAACAAAUCAGGUUAAAAAUGGAUAAAUUGAAUAUAAGCAAAAAGCCACAUAGAAAACCUCAUCCACCAACAUCUGGUCGUGCAGGCAGCCGUUCAUCAAGAUUGCGUCAUCUCCCUGCCAGUACGAGCUACAGUCUAGGUCCAACUCUCAAUCGUAACCUUUGUCUACCACCUGUAGGUCACUCAAUAGGUACAAUGAGUCACCAUCAUCACCAUCACCCCUCAUCGUUGGCACUGCAACAUCAGUUGUUGAAAGAAAGGAUUGAGCGACUAGACAGAGAAGAAGAGAAGGAGAGAGCACAAGCUGCUUUUGAUUCAUCAGUACAAGCAAUUGCAGGUCCAUCUACUAGCAAGUUGUCUGAUGAUUCAGACGAUUCAGAUGGGCCAACUCUUGAAGAACUUUCAACUGCCGCUUCUCAUCAACUAGAUAGUCUAGAGAGACUUAGUCAGGUCCUGUCUAGAGUUAUCGAAGGAGGGGCAGCUAAUAAAGAAGCAGAAAAUAAGACAGUUCAAAAUCAGGAAAAAGAUAAAAGUAGUGAAACUGUAGAAAAAUCUAGUAGUGAAGAAACUGUAAAACCAGUUGAAGCCCCUCCUAAAGCUAGUGAGAAAGAGAAUAGUGAUAAGACACUGAAUGAAUCGCCUAACUGUGAUAAUGGCAUUGAAUCUGCUACCCCAGCCAAUGUCAGAAGAGAAUUACUUCGACUUAGUAGCCAAGCUGGAGAAAAUUCUGCAUGCUCUCGUCCAGUGACUUCAUCUAAGAUCAAAGAUGUUACGCUGGAAAACUUGCGAGAAUCACUUCGUCCGCCUAAUUCCUCUAAGGGGAAGUCUAAAAUAAAAACUGAAUAUUCUUUGUUUGAUAGUUUGAGAGACUCAAUAGGAGCUAGUUCUUCUUUGUCUCGACAUAGUUCACUAGAUAAACGUAAAGAAUUUACUUUAGAAAGUUUGAGUACAAGUGAAGCACGUGCUAUGUCAGGAUUAUUACGUCAAGCUUCGCUUGAGAAAGUAGGAUCAUCCCGUAUUGGUAAUGUGACUGUUACAAGUGCUAGUAGAAAUCGAGUGACAGGGAAUUAUAUGUUAGGUAACUCUACAUUCCCAGAUGGAAGGAUUACGACUCCAGAAGGAAGAUUGGUGUCUGCCCGAUUGCAGAGAAUGACAGCUAGUCGAGAUGGGCGUAUUCUGUCCCCCACCCAUCGCCUGCCUCCUGUCAAAGCUAAGAAAAAAGGGUCAAAAAGAUGUUUUGUUUGUGCUAAGAAAACAGGUCUUGCAUGUAGUUACACUUGCAGGUGUGGUAACAAUUUCUGUGCUAGCCACCGAUAUGCAGAGUCCCACGAAUGUACCUUUGACUAUAAGACUGAAGGCAGAAAGCUUCUGGAGCAGAAUAAUCCUGUAGUCAGUGCCCCCAAACUUCCAAAAAUAUGACACCAGUCUGGUUUUAGAAUGUUGUGAUAGGACAGACAACACAGUCUGCUUUGUUCAUGUUGUUGUUAGUUGUUGUUGCUAUUAAAAAUUUAUCAUGUAUUAAUAAUUGUUCAUAAGAAAAGAGUGUAAUUUUAGCAGAACAUUAAAAUUAUGUCACAUACCGGUAAUCAAAAGUUUACUUUCAAUAAAUUAUAAAAAGAGACUAUUACUUUUCUCAUUAACAUUGUUGAGAUACCUUCCUAGUAUACAAAUACCUCACGGAAGUGUUGCUUAUAUCCCCCCAUUUUAGGAUUGCAAGGAUUAAUUAUAAAACUAUAAGAUAGCAUAAUUUAGACUGAUUUUGUCAGGGAUUUAUUAUGUUACGUAGGGAAAGCUUUUGCAUGUUAGACUUGUUAAUGGUGCUACAUAAAUUGCAGAUAAAACGCAGGAAAUUGGAGAAUGAAAAUGUUACUGUUAUAGUGUGAUUUAACUUUGCUUACACAGGUUAAGAGUUUGCAGAAAUGUUAGGGCGUGUUGUUUAGACAUUGUUAGUGUUGUAUGAUUAUUAACACAAGGGUACCUCUUGUUUCUUUUUAUCAUUAUCAGAUUUUUUUGUCAAAAUUUGAUAUUUUUAGAUUUAUGAGAUAUUUUAAUAACUGCAGUUAACAUAUCCAGUAUAUAUUGGAUUGUGUAAUUUAUUAGAUAGAACUAAUACAUUAUUGCAAAUAUAUAGACAUGCACAAGCUUUAAGGUUUAUUUCCUGCAUACCUGCCAAAACCAGCAACAGCUUGUGUUGGCAGACAACAGUUCACAUGUCCUUUUCUUGCGCUUCUUUAUUAAAAUAAUGAUAUCAAAUUUUUUCAAUCAUUUAUUUUUUUUAUGUUUUCUAAAAAUAAUUUUAUUAUACCAUUGUCAUUUGAUUUACUGAACACUUGUGAUAACUACUGUUUUACAGCAUUUUAAGUUGUUGAUCUCUAGAAGGCGUAUUAUGCUAUUCAUAUUUAGCUACUUGUUGUUUUUUGUGUGUGCAUUAAUCUGGUUUUUAAACAGUUUGUUGGAAGAAUACUGUUUCCUUCUUUUUUAAUUUGAUUGAAGAAUACACUAUAUGUUACAUUAUUUUGGUUUUAAACAAUGUGAUGGAAGAAUACUCCUUUUU
This is a messenger RNA of Mercenaria mercenaria, 3396 nucleotides long. RefSeq names its product AN1-type zinc finger protein 4-like. Bases 309 to 2261 code for a protein of 650 amino acids. Gene Ontology annotation, molecular function: zinc ion binding; protein binding. The transcript is spliced from 7 exons. The record is from RefSeq and is a predicted model, not a curated record. Lineage: Eukaryota; Metazoa; Mollusca; Bivalvia; Venerida; Veneridae.